AUGCUUAAACAACUUGUUGUUAAAGCUUUUUUUACACAACAAGUAGAAGUUACGAUUUCGAAUUCUCAAGUAAGCCACGAAUCAUACUCAAGAAAUCAUAAUCAUCGAAAUAGAAUUAUUAUUCCUCAACAAAAUAAUCAAGUACAAUUCAAUGCUGCCCGAUUUAUUACGCAUCCAACUCAAGAAAUACCUGAAAAUUACAUUAAUACUGAAUGGUAUAUUAAUGGUGUUGCUAUGGAAUCGUCUGUUGAUACCAACAUUUCAAAAAUAAGAGAACUUGCAGAUUUUGAACGUGGUGCUAUUUAUGGAUUAUGGUAA
Entrophospora candida is the source of this 318-nucleotide messenger RNA. The record is from the annotation of a GenBank genome assembly. Lineage: Eukaryota; Fungi; Glomeromycota; Glomeromycetes; Entrophosporales; Entrophosporaceae.